Molecule: messenger RNA, 2590 nt
Organism: Liolophura sinensis
Lineage: Eukaryota; Metazoa; Mollusca; Polyplacophora; Chitonida; Chitonidae
Product: choline O-acetyltransferase-like
Exons: 15
Coding region: 434-2590 (718 amino acids)
Biological process (GO): acetylcholine biosynthetic process; neuromuscular synaptic transmission
Cellular component (GO): cytoplasm; neuron projection
Molecular function (GO): choline O-acetyltransferase activity
Source: RefSeq, a predicted model, not a curated record
GAACGCCUUAUGAAAAAAUAGCUGAGCUAGAAAGACUCGUAUUUUCCUCUCAGCCGAAAUCUCUUCUAGUAGUUGAAUGAAAAUUACUCUGGCAAGUUCUCAGUUCUAUUGUUACCUCGCCUCACCGAGGAAAGGCACAGCCCACGUCACCGACCAAAGGCCACAUGGAGUGGAGCUCUAAAAAGGUGCCUGCGUGUUGGUGACAAUGGCCUUGUUGAAGAUAGAAGCAGCUUUCCCCAGCUAGAAAGACAACACCCUAGCCUGAAGCUACUACAUAACCAUUGGUUAGUAAUUCCUUCUAAUCUACAUUAAUGAUCAACAAGAACUCAAGACGGCAUAUUUAUAGAGAAGCUGUGCUGAAUACAAGCUUGUCUCAGGAAUCUGCAGAACUUUAAGGAAACAGAGUGUGAUUGGGAGGCUGAGUUUCGGCAAAAUGACGACGAGUCACGUGAAGGAAUAUGUAAAAAGAGUGGCCUCCAUCGAUCAAGAGGCGUACCCGGCCUGGAACCUAGAGAAACCCUUGCCCAAGUUGCCCGUCCCGGAUCUUCAGUCAACCCUGGACAAGUAUUUGGCCAUGGUUAAACCCAUUGUAGAGGAAAAGCAGUACGAUAUCACCAAACAAAUUGUAGCAGAGUUCGGUCAAAAAGGAGGCGAUGGAGAAUACCUGCAAGAAAAGUUAAAAACAUACGCUGAAACCAAAGAUAAUUGGGCGUAUAAUUGGUGGUUAGACGAGAUGUAUAUGAAAGUACGACUUCCUCUUCCUGUGAACUCUAACCCAGGCAUGGCAUUUCCGCGCCAGUAUUUCGAAGACGAACGCGCACAGUUACGGUUUGCAGCCAGGUUAAUUUCUGGCAUUCUGGACUAUAAAACAGUUAUUGACGCGCGAGGGCUGCCAAUAGAUCGAGCCAGGCACCGUGAGAAAGGCCAGCCGCUGUGCAUGGAACAGUACUACCGACUGUUCACUUCCUACCGGGUUCCGGGCAAGGGCAAAGACAGUCUCGUGGUGGACGCCACAAACAUUUUACCCGAACCUGAACACAUUGUGGUUAUCUGUAAAAAUCAGUUUUUUGUAUUGGAUGUUGUAAUCAAUUUCUUACGACUUACACAAGACAAUCUUUUCACUCAACUUUCCCGAAUUGUGAAAAUGGCCGAGGAAAAUGAAAGUACAUGUGAUCCUAUUGGAAUCCUCACGUCACUCGGGCGGGAUCAGUGGGCUACUGCGCGCAUGCGUUUGAUGGAAGAGUCUACCAAUAGAGAUAGCCUGGAUCUUAUUGAGAGGUGUAUAUUCGUGCUGUGUCUGGACUCCAGCGUACCAAUAGCCUUUAACCAUCAAAGUAGCGUGGACGAGACGUCCAUGUCUGUCAGAGAUGACGUCUCACUGGCUUUUCAGAUGCUCCACGGGAUGGGGUCUUGUGUCAACAGUUGUAACAGAUGGUUCGACAAAACUAUGCAGUUUGUGAUUGGACAGGACGGAGCCUGUGGUUUGAACUAUGAACAUUCCCCAUCUGAAGGCAUUGCUGUGGUUCAACUCAUAGAACAUCUCCUCAAGUACAUGGAGGAGGUGAGAAAGCGACGAUUACCACGGAUGCAGUCAAUAUGUGAGUUGCCUUAUCCACGCAAGCUCUACUGGAAGGUCACCCUUGACAUCCUACAGGAUAUCAGCGUGGCCAAAACUCAAAUUGACAGGUUGAUAAAGAAUCUGGAUUUGUACAUUCUCCGUUUUUCUAAGUUCGGUCGAGAGUUUCCGAAAACACAAAAUAUGAGCCCUGACUCGUUUAUCCAAUUAGCGCUGCAGCUGACUUAUUACAAGGUUCACGGGCGUUUAGUGUCCACCUACGAAAGUGCGUCCACCAGACGUUUCCGGUUGGGGAGAGUAGAUAACAUCCGGGCAUGUUCACCUCCGGCAUUGGAAUGGGUAAAGGCAAUGACUGGAGAAAUAGAGGCCACGGAUGAGGAGAAAAUGAAGUUGUUGCGAAAAGCCAUGGCCUGGCAGACAGACAUUAUGGUUCAGACAAUUCUCGGACACGGCAUUGAUUGUCAUUUGAUGGGACUGAGAGAGAUCGCCAAUGAGCUCAACUUUCCCGUACCGGAAAUAUUCACAGACCAAUCUUACAUCAGCUCUAAUCAGUUUACCUUAUCCACCAGCCAAGUACCCACGACGAUGGACGAUGCGUUCAUGUGCUACGGCCCGGUUGUCCCUCACGGUUACGGAGUCUGCUACAAUCCUCACCCCAACAACAUCCUCGUGUGCGUCUCCUCAUUUCAUAGCUCUUCAGAGAGUGGCUCCGAAUUCUUCGCAUUGACUUUGGAAAGCAGUUUUCUGCAAAUGUACGAGUUGUGUAUGAAGCUCAGUGCUGGCAAUGCCGAUAACUAUGCAAAGCAGCGCGUGAAUGGUGUUUCCAGCAGUUCUUUAGCGUCCACUGACGCUACCAGUUGUCCACCAGUUAACGGGAUCAAUGGGAAACCUAACUGCCCGAAAAAUGACUUGGACUCAUCAAACGUGUGUAGUAACGGGGGUGUGGCUGGAGACAGUCCACGCCGGAACAAGCUGAUGAGACAGAAGGACCGGAAUUCUCUAGACCGGAAGUAG